This is a messenger RNA of Chelonia mydas (Green sea turtle), 4611 nucleotides long. It is a transcript of the gene TSPEAR, whose product is annotated as thrombospondin type laminin G domain and EAR repeats. Gene Ontology annotation, biological process: signal transduction. Bases 647 to 2674 code for a protein of 675 amino acids. Lineage: Eukaryota; Metazoa; Chordata; Testudines; Cheloniidae. The transcript is spliced from 12 exons. The record is from RefSeq and is a predicted model, not a curated record.
CUGAAAACAAACAAAAAGAAACAACCUCAAGAGGGCUGGGCAAAAGAUACAAAGCUCUCUAAGGCGGUGGGACUCCUCCUCUUGACAACUGACUUCUCCUUUAAAUGUCUGCAAAGGCAGGCUCCAGCUAGAGUUGCUUUUGUGGCUGCUGGGGGAAAGUCUCCUUCGGGCUAGGGCACUGGCCUCUCCGAGGCUCACCGGCCACAUGUGCCAGCUGACACAGGCAGUUCCUACGCUUCCUCUUUUCUGAGCCUCCCACCUCUGUGCUGAUUUUUGUGCUUCCUUCUGGAAACCUUUCCUCUACCUAAUGCCAGCUAAGAGGCCAGGCGGAGACAGGGAUCAGCCGGCACGUGUGGCCGGGAGGAGAAGCAAAGCGGAAGGGCAGCCUGCGUGGCCAGUUCUCAGAGGAGCAGUUGAAGCUGUGAGGCAACUACAGUGAAAGCCUUGGCAGAGUCCUGCUCCUGGAAGUGCCCGGGGGAGGGAGGGUGUUUACAUCCAGGAUGAGGAGGUCUCCAGAAGUGGUUGUCAUGUGAGCUGGCUAUGAGAAACUGGAGUGGAUUCCUGAGCAGAGUGCCACCUGCCCAGGGUCUGAAGACAGGAGGGCAGGAGUGUUCUUGUGCAUGGAGCCAGUGAAGAAGGCCUCCUGAUGUCUGCUUUGCUGGUGGUCUGGGCUGUGCUCCUGCACUCGGGGUUCACCAGCUACCUGGCCAGCGGAAGGACGUCAUGGCGACAUUGCACAGACUUGCGCCCCCUGGAUAUUCUCUCGGAAGUGGUUCCGACUAGUGGUGUGAGAAGUGGGAUUCGGAUGCUCCAAGUGCAGGGGGCACGUGGGUUUCAGUUCUCUGCAUCAGCACGCCAUGCCCUGAGCUUCCCGGCUUCCCAGAUUUUCCUCUACUGUGACCUCUUCCCAGAGGAAUUCUCCAUCAUCAUCACCCUGAGGGUCCUCAGCGUCCCACCAAAGAAAAACGAGUAUGUCUUCACUGUGAUGAAGGAGGAGAGCAACACGGUGCUUGUUGGGCUCAGGUACUCGCUGAACAAACUCUACUUCCUCUUCUGGAGCAGAGAGUUCUCCAACAGCUGGCAGACCCAGGUCACCUUCCAGGGCAUCUCCUUAACUGACAACCAGUGGCACACACUUGUCUUGGCCGUGUCUGGGCCAUUCUUCUCCCUAACUGUGGACUGCAGUAUCCCCAUUGACGUGGUGGUGGAUACACCGUUCCCCGCAUCCUUGGCUGUGAAGGGAUCCAGGUUUUAUGUUGGGAGCAGGAGGAGAAGGAAAGGGCUAUUCACGGGCUUGUUAAGACAGCUAGUCCUGUUGCCAGGAUCUGAUGCUACCUCAAGGAUGUGCACUAACAUGAACUUUAAGCUAGCAGUGCUCUCCAUCCCCCCAGUACUGCAGGAUCUCCCAGUGAAGCCAGCGAGCAAUGAGGUGCUGAAAUACCCUGACGAGGCUGAUAUGAAAGUGACUCUGGGAUCCCGACCUCCCUGCACGAAGAAUGAAAAGGCCCAGUUCUGGUUUAACGCUUCUCAGAAAGGGCUCUAUCUAUGUGAUGGGAGUGCAUGGAUCGCCAUGCUAGAAGUCAAAGAGAGGCUGGACUAUGUAGAAGAAUAUCAGAACUUGAUGACCAACUCUGAAACCAUGGGCAUCGAGAUCUUCGUCAUUCCAAAGGUGGGGGUUUUUGCGGCCACAGCCAAUCGGUACACUCCACCUGGGUCAGCUAUCUACAAAUGGACUGAUGGAAAAUUCCUGUCUUACCAAAACAUCCCCACCUACCAAGCUCAAUCCUGGUGCUAUUUCACCAUAGGAAAAAAGAUCUUCCUAGCAGUGGCUAAUUUUGAGCAGAAUGAAAGGGGUCAGGAGUUCUCUGUAAUUUACAAGUGGAGCCACAGAACAGAGAAAUUCUUCCCGUACCAGCGGAUCGCCACGCACAGCGCUAGGGACUGGGAGGCCUUUGACAUUGAGGGAGAGGCCUUCCUCGCGGUUGCCAACCACCGAGAAGGGGAUAAUCACAACAUCAAUAGUGUCAUAUAUCGGUGGAACCCCAGGACUGGGCUUUUCGAGGCCAACCAGACAAUUCCUACCUCUGGAGCCUACGACUGGGAAUUUUUUACCGUUGGACCUUACUCUUUCCUAGUCGUGGCCAACACAUUUAAUGGCACAUCUACAAAGAUCGACUCCCACAUCUACAUCUGGCUCGGUGGCUCCUUUCAGCUCUUCCAGUCAAUCCUGACUUUUGGUGCUGCCGACUGGGAGGUCUUCCGCAUUGGAGACAGAAUCUUCCUCGCUGUGGCUAACAGUCACAGUUAUGACAGUGCAACCGUUGUGCCGAACAACCACUACGCCAUCAACUCCUCCAUCUAUGAGCUAAACAUCACGGCACAGAUGUUUGUCAAGUUUCAGGAUCUUCUCACCUACAGUGCUCUGGACUGGGAGUUCUUUUCAGUGGGAGAAGAUUAUUUUCUGGUGGUAGCAAACUCCUUUGACGGAUUCACCUUCUCUGUGAACAGUAUUAUAUACAGGUGGCAAGGGUAUGAAGGCUUCGUAGCGGUUCAUCAUCUUCCGACGUUUGGCUGUCGAGACUGGGAAGCGUUUCACACAACAGCGGGCUCCUACCUCAUCUACUCCAGUGCCAGGGAACCACUCUCCAAGGUGCUGAAGCUGAAAACCGUCUGAUCAGAUAUUCAGUGAUGUCCAUUUACUCCCAGGAGCGGGACAAACCCAGGCAAAGAAGUGACUUGUCCAGCUCUGCCCAGGCUAGAAUUAUCCCCCUGCAGGAAAUACGCCAACUCAGGAAUGCUGGGAAAGUCUGAAGCCUCAGCGCCAAAUCCCUGGGGUUGGUUGAGCUGUGCUCUGCUCAGGACCUGGACAGAUGGGGGAACGUGGUUCUAUAGCACCUAUCCCAUUCCUUCAUCCAGGAGCUGGCCGGGGCACCAUGCGAGCCCAGCUAUGGCUUGAGCCAGCUGGCGGCCGUCAGGCUGGUGCCGUUCUGAGCUCCAAGGAUAACAUGCAGCAGGGGAGAUGGUCCGAGGGCACAAUCUAGUCCUACAUUCAAACCCAUCCUAGGCAGCCAUCCUCUAGCUCACUCUGCAGUAGACCCCAGCGGGUGAGAACACCAGCUCUGAGGAGUGUCCAGCCUCCAUUGGAUUGGUCUGAUGCACAAGCCUUGCAUGGUUAUGUCCUCCAAUAAUGCUGCCCGUGUCCUCCAAGGUGUAUUGAUUCUUGUUUCCAUGCCCGCCUGCCUGUAAUGCUGAGGAGGCGUGGAGUGUCUGUCCAACCUCCUCCCAUUAUUGUAGUUGUUUCCAGUUAUUCCCUGUACGUGACGGGUUCAUCUUGCAGAAAUCAAUAGGUAUAUUUUACAAGCACGCUGAGUAGAUGGAGAUGUAAUGAUUUAUCACCUAUAAUGAUAGAGGCAGUGGUGGCAGUUCCACAGUUACGGCUGCACUGCGAUUUGCACUUAGAGGGAUUUUAGUCCUUAGAGUAGCAGGCCAGAUCCUCAGGUGGUGGAAAUCACCCUCACACCAUUGGGCCCUCGCCCCCCAAUCUGGCAAAGACAUUUUCCCAUGGAAGCAUCUGUUUAAUUGUUUUAGUAAGAUAUUCAGUCAGUCACAGAGGGAACGUUGCAAAAUGCUCCAGUUGCAAUUUUGUCCUGUUUCUCUCAUCCUUCUUUGGGGUCCUCUGCUUAGAAUCAUAGAAGAUUAGGGUUGGAAGAGACCUCAGGAGGUCAUCUAGUCCAAACCCCUGCUCAAAGCAGGACCAAUCCCCAACUAAAUCAUCCCAGCCAGGGCUUUGUCAAGCCAGGCCUUAAAAACCUCUAAGGAUGGAGAUUCCACCACCUCCCUAGGUAACCCAUUCCAGUGCUUCACCACCCUCCUAGUGAAAUAGUGGCUCCUAAUAUCCAACCUAGACCUCCCCCACUGCAACUUGAGACCAUUGCUCCUUGUUCUGUCAUCUGUCACCAUUGAGAACAGCCGAGAUCCAUCCUCUUUGGAACCCCCUUUCAGGUAGUUGAAGGCUGCUAUCAAAUCCCCCCUCACUCUUCUCUUCUGCAGACUAAAUAACCCCAGUUCCCUCAGCCUCUCCUCAUAAGACAUGUGCCCCAGCCCCCUAAUCAUUUUCGUUGCCCUCCGCUGGACUCUCUCCAAUUAGUCGACAUCCCUUCUGUAGUGGGGGGACCAAAACUGGGCACAGUACUCCAGGUGUGGCCUCACCAGUGCCAAAUAGAGGGGAAUAAUCACUUCCCUCAAUCUGCUGCCAACGCUCCUACUAAUACAGCCCAAUAUGCCGUUGGCCUCCUUGCCAACAACUGCUGACUCAUAUCCAGCUUCUUGUAAUCCCCAGGUCCUUUUCUGCAGAACUGCUGCUUAGCCAGUCGGUCCCCAGCCUGUAGUGAUGCAUGGGAUUCUUUCUUCCUAAGUGCAGGACUCUGCACUUGUCCUUGUUGAACCUCAUCAGAUUUCUUUUGGCCCAGUCCUCCAAUUUGUCUAGGUCACGCUGGACCCUAUCCCUACCCUCCAGCAUAUCUACCUCUCCCCCCAGCUUAGUGUCAUCUGCGAAUUUGCUGUGGGUGCAAUUAAUCCCAUCAUCCAGAUCAUUAAUAAAGAUGUUUAACC